GUUCGUUCUUUCCUUUCCACUUUUUUUUUUUUGGCUCCUUCCAACCCUCCACCAAAACCACCUUUACAUAAAUGCAACAUUACCCUCAGGGGCCACCCAUGGGCCAGCCACCACCCAACAUGAUGCCUCAACAAGCAAUGGCAGGGCAGUCUGUUCAAUACAGAAAGCGCUCUAAUGAAACAGAUUCGUUGGCAAAGCACAUCAAGUGAGUCAAUCUGAACAAAAAAUACGAUCCUUUGACUUUUUGUAUAAGGACGCGUUCAUUGCGUUCGUCAAUCAUAUAAUUACUUGGAAAUUAAUUAAGACCAUCACACGGUACUUAGAAAAAAGCGUCCUACAGAUCGCAACAUGCCACCCAAAAUUGAAGCCUUUGUACCGGAAUCGAAAUUAUAUACAGAAUUGAACGAAUUUGAGAAAAAGCUAGACGCUACAAUCAUGAGAAAACGUUUGGACGUUCAAGAAGCUUUGGGCAAGCCCACCAAGGUCAAACGAACGUUACGUAUUUUUGUAUCCAACACAUCCUCUGAUCAAGCACCAACACAACAAAAUACCGAAGAUGAAAACUAUGAUUUCAAUAGUGGUAAUCCACCGUCGUGGACACUCAAGAUCGAGGGCAGACUUUUGGAUCCUCCAAUUCCUACCAAAAAAGCACAACCAGUUCAAAAAUUCACGUCGUUUUUCCGGUCGAUUUGCAUUGAGCUUGAUCGGGAUCCUAAGCUUUAUCCAGAAGGCAACACAGUCGAGUGGCACAAACAACCCAACAGCCCUGAACACGAUGGUGUCGAAGUGAGCCGACGAGGAGAUGUAAAUGUAAAAGCACGGAUCAUUUUGGAUCCCGAGUAUAUGCCGCAAAAGUUCAAGUUGGACGCACCAUUAUCAGAGCUCCUCGACAUGAAAUUGGAAACAAAGCCUCAAAUUGUAAUGGGUAUUUGGAACUAUAUCAAACACCACAAAUUACAAGAUGCCGAGGAUAAACGAGUGAUCCAUUGUGAUGCUCGUAUGCAAGAGCUCUUCAACGCACCACAAUUACACUUUUCACACAUACCAGAACUUAUCAACAGUCAUUUGGCACGGCCGGAUCCUAUUGUCAUCAACUACACCAUUCGGGUCGAUAAGGAAUUCCAUCAAUCUUCACAGGCUUUUGAUGUCGAUGUUGAGCUUGACAGCGUUGUUCGUCAAAAAAUGAUGAACUUGGUUUCAUCAACACAAUUACAAAAGGAAAUCAUGGGUCUGGAUGAUAAGAUUGUUCAAUGUGUACAAAGCAUCAACAACUCCAAGAUCAAGCGCGACUUUUUAAUGCAAUUUGCACAGAACCCUGUCGAGUUUAUUAACAAAUGGAUUGCAAGCCAAGCAAGAGAUCUCGAAGUCAUCCUCGGCGAGAGUAAGAUCAAUUUGGAAGAAAUGAGACAAACUGACUUUUACAAGCAACCAUGGGUCAAGGAAGCCGUGUUCCACUAUCUUACCGCCAAGGUUCAGCAACGUAUGCAAGAGCUAUUGAAUGCUCAACGAGGAGCUGGUGGUCCUCAGUAGUGGCAAAUCCUCCCCCCCCCCACCUCCUUCCCUCUGUUUCUCACAAAAACAUACCGUCUUUUAUAUGACAUGUAUGCAUGCACUCAAUAAACUCUGUCCUGGUUUUUUUUCGUUCCUCACACAUUAUAUAUUAUACACGAAUGUACUGGGAAAAUGUUGUAAAUCUCUAUAAAUUUGCUUACGGG
Messenger RNA from Zychaea mexicana, 1715 nucleotides. RefSeq lists its product as uncharacterized. The record is from RefSeq and is a predicted model, not a curated record. Lineage: Eukaryota; Fungi; Mucoromycota; Mucoromycetes; Mucorales; Lichtheimiaceae. The transcript is spliced from 7 exons. Gene Ontology annotation, biological process: regulation of transcription by RNA polymerase II. Gene Ontology annotation, cellular component: nucleus; SWI/SNF complex. Bases 349 to 1530 code for a protein of 393 amino acids.